CUCGAAUUAUAUCUGGGCGUAAAAUCCCCCAAUUCUCUUUGACGACGAACGAAGAAAUUCAGAGUCUGGGGAUUAAUUUCGCUAUCAGAUUUGUUCUGUUGUGGAUACUUUUCGUUGCUUCAAUUGAAAGUUUUUUACUUUCUGGGUGAUAAAUUGUGCAGAAGGUUUUGUAAGAACUGAAGAAACAACAAUCCAAUGGAGUGUGUAGUUCAAGGAAUCAUUGAGACACAGCAUGUUGAAGCUCUGGAGAUCCUUCUUCAAGGUCUCUGUGGUGUUCAACGCGAACGCUUGAGAGUUCAUGAGCUAACUUUGAAAAGCGUCCCAAAUCUUGGAGUUGUAUCUUCAGAAGUGAGGCUUCUAUGUGACCUUGACCAACAACCAGAGCCCACAUGGACGGUUAAACAUGUUGGUGGUGCGUUGCGAGGUGCAGGAGCUGAUCAGAUCUCUGUUUUGGUGAGAACCAUGAUCGAAAGUAAAGUCAGCAAGAACGCCUUGCGUAUGUUCUACUCCCUCGGUUACAAACUAGACCACGAGCUUCUCAAAGUUGGUUUCGCUUUCCAUUUCCAACGGACAGCGCACAUAAGCGUCUCUGUGUCUUCGGUGAACAAGAUGCCUAAGAUUCAUGCCAUAGAUGAGGCUGUCCCUGUAACUCCUGGGAUGCAGAUUGUUGUUGUCACAGCUCCAGCAACGCCUGAGAAUUACAGUGAAGUUGCAGCUGCGGUUUCUUCCUUCUGUGAAUUUCUCGCCCCGCUUGUGCACUUGUCGAAACCCUUCAUCUCUACGGGAGUUGUGCCGACCGCUGCUGCGGCUGCUGCAUCUCUUAUGUCGGAUGGAGGUGGUACUACAUUAUGAGAAGUGUGUUAGAUCUUUUGGUUUAAUAUAGUUUAUUUUGUUCACAUCACACAAUGGGAUAGUGAGGGACCCUGAGGUCUAGAGUUCGAACCUGUCUCACCCCAUUUCUACUAUUUUGGCCUUUUGUAUUUUGAAAGAAGAGACAUUGGAGUUUUGGAACUGGUCAAA
Messenger RNA from Brassica oleracea var. oleracea, 1020 nucleotides. RefSeq names its product mediator of RNA polymerase II transcription subunit 18. The transcript has 4 exons. Gene Ontology annotation, biological process: regulation of transcription by RNA polymerase II; termination of RNA polymerase II transcription. Gene Ontology annotation, cellular component: core mediator complex; mediator complex. The coding region runs from base 196 to 852 and encodes 218 amino acids. The record is from RefSeq and is a predicted model, not a curated record. NCBI's taxonomy places the organism in Eukaryota, Viridiplantae, Streptophyta, Magnoliopsida, Brassicales, Brassicaceae. Gene Ontology annotation, molecular function: transcription coregulator activity.